This is a messenger RNA of Dreissena polymorpha, 474 nucleotides long. RefSeq names its product pre-mRNA-splicing factor 38-like. Lineage: Eukaryota; Metazoa; Mollusca; Bivalvia; Myida; Dreissenidae. The record is from RefSeq and is a predicted model, not a curated record. The transcript has 2 exons. Bases 1 to 474 code for a protein of 157 amino acids.
AUGGAGACGUUGCGGAUUAGUGGGACCACACUGAUUCGAGAUGCAGUUAAACCUAAGAUAAGAGCUGUUCUUGGUGCGAUUAAGUCGCAUGGUCUUACUGUCAGAGGUUCACGUAUUGUUCCACGGGGCUCUAGUGAACGCGCUGAUUCCCCACGUGAUCGUGCUUCCGGAGAUGGCAACCACCAUUCGGGUUUGCGGAAUCGUGAUCGUGCUUCCGGAGAUGGCAACCACCAUUCGGGUUUGCGGAAUCGUGAUAACCGGUAUGACAGCCGUCAGCCCGGAUCUAGAGACGGUUCACAGAGGCGAGAUCAGGGGGGUGAUAUAGAUAGGCGCGAUUCCAGAUAUGACGAUCGAGACGACAGUUUUAGAACUGUUCAUCAUGGUCGAAACCGGGGUCGUGGUGCUGGGCGUGGAGCUGGAGGCAGGGGUCGCAACGGGCGUUACAACGACAACGGAAGAAACCACAAUUAUUAG